AUGCCCGCUGUCUCGGCAGUGGUGGAAAGCAUGACUAGCAUCGACAAGGCGGAACCUGAAAAGGCUAAUGGAGACGAUCAAGAGGUGGCGUGCUCGAUUCCUCAGCCGCCCAGUGAUGAAAUCAGCACCAUAAGAGAGUUGGCAUUCAUGUUUCUCAUGUGUAUGUCCCAGCUUUUAACCCAAGCCGGAGUUGCUCAAACGAUGGUGGCUGCUACCAAGAUUGGGGAACUGUUUCAUGUGGCGGAUAAACCCGGCGAAGUGCUGUGGUUUGCUGCUGCCUACUCGUUGACGGUGGGGACGUUUAUUCUCAUAUCCGGCCGCCUUGGUGACAUGUACGGUUACAAGUUGAUGUACGUGGUUGGCCAUGCUUGGUUCGGUGUGUUUUCCCUUGUUAGUGGCUUUUCUGGCUUCACUACCAGUGCCGUGUUCUUUGAUGUUUGUCGAGCUCUUCAGGGUAUGGGUCCUGCCAUUACCAUGCCCAAUACCCAAGCUAUCAUUGCUUCAUACUACCCUGUGGGUUUAAGACGCAACGUUUGUCUUGGUAUCUUUGGUGCUGUCGCUCCUGGUGGGUUCUGCUUUGGUGCCAUUUUCACCGCGAUCUUUGCCCAAUUCUCUUGGUGGCCAUGGACUUUCUGGACCUGUGGGAUUGUCUCUAUCGUGCUUGCUGCCAGUUCCAUCUUGAUUGUGCCUAAGCACAUCGGCAACAAGCAAGCAAAGCUGUUUGACUGGUUGGGGCUGGUGGUCGGGGUCCUGGGGUUGAUUCUUCUCAAUUUUGCCUGGAACCAGGGUCCCAAUGUUGGUUGGGAGAAGGUGUACGUGUACGUUUUACUCAUUGUCGGUAUCGUGAUGCUUGUGGCAUUCGUUUACGUUGAACUCCACAUCGCCACUGAUCCGUUAAUUCCUCGAGUGGCAUUCAGAGGUGAGACCGGGUUUGUGCUCGCUUGUAUCGGGUGUGGGUGGUCAUGUUUCGGUGUGUGGCUUUACUACCAGUACCGUGUGGGUGACCUUAUUGAGCACGAACUGCUUAUCAUCCAAGCGGUCGAGUUUAUUCCCUGUGGCAUUGUCGGGGUCAUUGCCGCUAUCGGUACUACUUUCGCUCUUCGCAAGUUCCCGCUGUCGUUCAUCAUGUUAAUGUCCAUGAUAGCCUUCUUCUCUGGCAUUGUCGUCGGUGGCUUACGUCACUGGGGUCAGACGUAUUGGGGGCAACACUUUGUGCUGAACAUUCUCCAGCCGUUUGGUAUGGACAUGUCGUUCCCCGCUGGGGUCAUUAUUCUUAGUGCAGCGUUCCCUCCUGCUCAACAAGGGGUAGCAGGCUCGCUCGUGUCCACCGUGGUCAACUACUCCAUCUCUAUCGGAUUGGGUAUUGCCGGUACGGUGGAGUACUACAAGACAAAGAAUAUGCCUGAAGGUCUCGAUAGAACCAAACAUGGUAUCCGCAAUGCCUACUACAUGGGUAUGGGGCUUGCUGGUCUUGGGGUAGUCGUGGGUGCUAUCUUCUUUGUCAAGCAGAUGAUCCACCGGAGACGAGAGCUGAAGCCGACCGAGGCUACUCCUGACGCAGAACACCCGUAA
This is a messenger RNA of Diutina rugosa, 1572 nucleotides long. RefSeq lists its product as uncharacterized. The transcript has a single exon. Lineage: Eukaryota; Fungi; Ascomycota; Pichiomycetes; Serinales; Debaryomycetaceae. The coding region runs from base 1 to 1572 and encodes 523 amino acids. The record is from RefSeq and is a predicted model, not a curated record. Gene Ontology annotation, molecular function: transmembrane transporter activity. Gene Ontology annotation, biological process: transmembrane transport. Gene Ontology annotation, cellular component: membrane.